UCUUCUUCCUUUGCCGCUGCUGCAGUGUCUGAUUCCCCCUCCACCAUCUUCAUCGUCAACAUCCUCUUCUCCCUCCUGUCUCUGUCUGUCUGUCUGUCUGUCUGUCUGGGUCUCCCCCCUCCUCUUCCUCCUCCCUCCAUCCAGUGAAGGCACGGCCAGAUAUCACGGCGACAAAAGAGAGAGAGAGAGAGAGAGAGAGAGAGUGAGAGAGAGAGAGAGAGAGAGAGUGAGAGAGAGAGAGAGAGAGAGAGUGUGAGAGAGAGAGAGAGAGAGAGAGAGGCUGCAGACUUUCCGACCAGAGGAGGAAAAGGGAGAGGAGGAAGAAGAGAUACUGUAGAGGAGUCUCCAUCUUCGCCAUUCCAAUCAUGACUCUGGAAGACAGCUUCUGAAUUCCUGUUUGGUAUAAAGACUCUUCAGCUACAGGACCAGUGCCACACCGAGCUCCGACCAGAUGGAGGUGAAUGCGGUUAAGAAACGCCAUCGCACACGAUCCAAAGGAGUCAGAGCCACCGUGGAAGCAGUGACACAGGAGUUAUUCAGCUGUCCCACUCCAGGCUGUGAUGGCAGCGGUCACGUCAGCGGGAAGUACGCCAGACACCGCAGCAUCUACGGCUGCCCGCUGGCCAAGAAGAGGAAGGCUCUGGAAAAACAACCACUGGAGCCGGCUGCCAAGAGGAGGCCCUUCCUCACCUCCUGCACGGGGAGGAGGAGGAGGAGGGACGCCGGCGCCUACACCAUCUAUGAGAACGAAGCCAUGGAGGAAGGGAAGGAGCAAGGGGAGGUAGUGGAGGAGGAUGAGGAGGAGGAGAGAGAAGGAGACGAAGACGGCGAUGUGGAGGACGAGUUCUCGGAGGACAACGAGGAGCAGGGAGAGGAGGAAGAGGAGGAGGAGGAGGAAGAAGAUGAGGAUGUAGAAGUGGAGAGGGCAGAUACGACAAUGGGAGGAAGGCAGGCGGAGGAGGAAGAGGAGGAUGAGGAGGAGGGGAUGUAUGAGGAAGAGGACGAAGUGGAAGAUGGGGAUGAUGAGGAGGAGCAGGAUGAUGAGGGAGAGGAAGAUGAGGACGAGGAAGAGGAGGAGCAGAAUCGUCAGCAUGUAGAAAAUCACUACAAACCCAGUGGACAAUCGAAGCUCAUUCCAAUUCAGAAGGACGACAACAACAAUAACAGCUGCACCAUCGGCGCCGGUAACGGCACCGGAGAGGAUUACGAGAACUACGACGAGCUGGUCGCCAAGUCGCUGCUCAACCUGGGCAAGAUCGCCGAGGACGCGGCCUACCAGGCCAUGACCGAGUCUGAGAUGAACAGCAACUCCUCCAACAGCGCCGGCGAGGACGAAGACGACGACGAGUACAGCAAUCACGGCGACCGCAAGGGCGAACUGAGCGUGGACCUGGACAGCGACGUGGUCAGGGAGACGGUAGAUUCCCUGAAGCUCCUGGCGCAGGGACACGGCGCCAUGCUGCCCGAGGACGGCUACCCAGACGGCGCCAUGGCCGAUGACAUCGCCCACGCCAACGGGAGGCCCGGGGCGGGGGUUAGGGCUCAGGCGGAGGAGAGCGAGGAGGAGGUGUGUCUCAGCAGUCUGGAGUGUCUGAGGAACCAAUGCUUCGAUCUGGCUCGGAAACUGAGCGAGACGCAGUCGUGUGAUCGGCCCGCCCUCCACGCUCUCCACCACCAACUCCAAAUCCCGACAGACCAUCAGGCGGUGCAUCACAUGAACAAGUACGACAGCUGCCAGCAGAGUGCACAGGAGGAGCACAGGUCUUUGGAACGCAGCUACUCGGACAUGGUGAACCUGAUGAAGCUGGAGGAGCAGCUGAGCCCGGGGUCCAGAGGUUAUCCAACCAGCUGCAGCCAGGAGGGAGACGAAGACACCACGUCGGUGGCCUCCGACCGCUCGGACGAGACCUUCGACAUGGCCAAGGGAAACCUGUCGCUGCUGGAGAAGGCCAUCGCCCUGGAAUCAGAGCGGGCCAAGGUCAUGAGGGACCGCAUGGCCUCGGAGCACUCGUUGCCACGCCGGGAUCACCACCAUCAUCGAGGCCACGGCGAGCAUACCUCGAGGCUGAGCUGCGCUGGCGAGGAGCGCAAGUCCAGGAUGCACCAUGACGGGUUAAAGAGGGCGUACUACCCUAAAGACUCUUCCAGGGGGGAGAAGAAGGAGAGCAAGUGUCCGACGCCGGGCUGUGACGGGACUGGCCAUGUUACGGGUCUGUACCCGCACCACCGCAGCCUGUCCGGGUGUCCUCACAAAGACCGAGUCCCGCCUGAGAUCCUUGCCAUGUAUGAGAAUGUUUUAAAGUGCCCCACUCCCGGCUGCUCUGGACGGGGUCAUGUCAAUAGCAACAGGAACUCGCACCGCAGUCUGUCGGGCUGUCCCAUCGCUGCGGCAGAGAAGAUGGCGAAGGUCCACGAGAAGAUCCUCCCGACUGACAGCGGCAGUAAGACCAAUCAGACGUCAGACCGCGUUCUCAGGCCAAUGUGUUUCGUCAAGCAGCUGGAGAUUCCUCAGUACGGCUACAAAAACAACGUUCCCACCAGCACGCCGCGCUCCAACCUGGCCAAAGAGCUGGAAAAAUACUCCAAGACGAGUUACGACUACGGCGGCUACGACAGCCAGCAUGGCGGCUACGGGAAGAGAGGCCCGACAACCAAGUCCCACCACGGGCGAGACACCUCCCCGAAGGGAUACGAUGCUAAGCGCUACUGUAAGACGUCGAGCCCGGCCAGCAGUACGACCAGCAGCUACGCUCCCAGCACCAGCAGCAGCCUGAGCUGUGGAGUUGGAGGCGGCAGAGGAGACGGAGGAGGAGGAGGGGGAGGAGGAGGAGGAAGCAGCGCCAGCAGCACCUGCAGUAAAAGCAGCUUUGACUACACCCACGACAUGGAGGCGGCCCACAUGGCGGCCACAGCCAUCCUGAACCUGUCGACCAGGUGCAGGGAGCUCCCGCACGCUCUGGGAGGGAAACCCCAGGACCUGCUGACACAGAUCUCAGCAGUCAACUUGAGUCCGGUUGGCGACCUGGAAGACAGCGGUGCGGUGGACGUGGCCGGUCAGCCCGGCGGUCCGGAGGACAGCGGGACGGUGUUAACCCCCCUGCAGCCGAUGUCGCCCCAGCGACAGGCUCUGCUCAGCAGCCGCUGCUACCAGCUGAGCGACGCCGACUGCUGGGACCUGCCCGUCAACUACACCAAGAUCAAACGGCUGGGGGACGAGCAGGACCACAAAGAGUCUUCUUAUUUCUCGUCCCUACACCAGAGCGACGAGCUGGAUCCCUUCCAGGAGCUGCUGGACGAGCAGCGCUACCCGGCCGAGGUCACCAUGCCCAGCCCCAAACACCACAAGUACCCGCCCUGCAAGGAGAGCAAGAAGGAGCUCAUCGCGUUGUCAAGCUGCCAGCUGGCCGACAAGAACAUCCGCGGGAUGAUGACGCCCAACCCACAAGAACUCAGGUGUCCGACCCCCGGCUGCGAUGGAUCCGGACACAUCACUGGAAACUACGCCUCCCACAGGAGUCUGUCCGGUUGUCCACGAGCCAAGAAGAGCGGCAUCAAAAUCCUCCACAGCAAAGAGGACAAGGACGACCAGGAGCCAAUCAAGUGUCCGGUGCCGGGCUGUGACGGACAGGGACAUGUGACGGGGAAGUACGCCUCCCACCGCAGCGCGUCAGGCUGUCCCUUGGCGGCAAAGAGGCAGAAGGACAGCUACGUCAACGGCUCGCAGUUUGUCUGGAAAUCUGGCAAGACGGACGGCAUGAGCUGCCCAACCCCAGGCUGCGACGGCUCGGGACACGUCAGUGGGAGCUUCCUGACGCAUCGGAGUCUCUCCGGUUGUCCCCGUGCCACCUCGGCUAUGAAGAAAGCCAGGAUGAGCGGUGUGGAGAUGCUGACAAUCAAGCAAAGAGCAAGCAAAGGCAUCGAAAACGAUGAAGAAAUCAAACAGCUGGAUGAAGAAAUCAAAGAUCUGAACGAGUCCAACACUCAAGCGGAGUCCGACAUGAUAAAACUGAGGACACAAAUCACCACCAUGGAGACCAACCUGAAGUCCAUUGAAGAGGAGAACAAGGUGAUCGAGCAGCAGAACGACUCGCUGCUGCACGAGCUGGCCAACCUCAGCCAGUCACUCAUCAACAGCUUAGCUAACAUCCAGCUUCCACACAUGAGACCGCUGCCACAGAAAGAGGCCCCAGUAAAGCAUAACUGCUGUUUACAGAUGCCUCCCAGAGAGCCAAUGAAUGAACAGAACUUUGACACUUAUGUGAGUACAUUGACAGACAUGUAUACUCACCAGGACCAGUACCAGAGCCCGGAGAACAAGGCGCUGCUGGAGAACAUCAAACAGGCAGUUCAGGGUAUCCAGGUCUAGCCCUGAUUGAGGCCAAAAUAACAAAUGCAAAG
This is a messenger RNA of Perca fluviatilis (European perch), 4398 nucleotides long. It is a transcript of the gene myt1la, whose product is annotated as myelin transcription factor 1-like, a. Gene Ontology annotation, biological process: regulation of transcription by RNA polymerase II. NCBI's taxonomy places the organism in Eukaryota, Metazoa, Chordata, Actinopteri, Perciformes, Percidae. Gene Ontology annotation, molecular function: zinc ion binding; RNA polymerase II cis-regulatory region sequence-specific DNA binding; DNA-binding transcription factor activity, RNA polymerase II-specific. The record is from RefSeq and is a predicted model, not a curated record. Gene Ontology annotation, cellular component: nucleus.